ACCCACAGACACACUUGGCUGAGUCCUCCACGUGCCCCUUAGGCAAUCUCCUCCCGGGGGCUCGGCCCGGCUCCUGAUGCGAGCUGGUGGCCGGGUGGGCGCGGGCUUCCCGGUGCUGUGGACAUGGCCAACAGAACCAACAGCUCCACCCCGUACUACAGCUACGAAUACUACCUGGACUACCUGGACCUCAUCCCCGUGGAUGAGAAGAAGCUGAAGGCCAACAAGCACUCCAUCGUCAUCGCCUUUUGGGUGAGCCUGGCCGCCUUUGUGGUGCUGCUCUUCCUCAUCCUGCUCCUCAUGUCCUGGUCGGGUCCCCCGCACGGGAGGAACAGCCCUCAGCCCCGCCACCCGUGCCGGUGGAGCCACAGCCUCCCCCUCCCCUCCUGCCUCCGGCCGGCCCACCAGGACAGGGUCAAGGAACCCGGAGGCAGGGCUGGCGCCAAGCAGAGGCUGCCGUGUGACGGCCCCCCAGCUUUGCCCCCUACGGCUGCCACAGCCCACCCCACGCUCAUCCACGGGGGACCUCGCAGCAUCAGCUGACAUCAGGAGCAGGUGCCGCGAGCACACCCAGGAGACACAGCCUCGCCACUGUAGAACCGAGGCCAGUGAUCGGCACCUAGGCCCAGGGAGCUGGGGGCCCCCAAGCCGCCUGGCCACACCCAGGUCUCUACAGCCCACUCACAGGCAGUAGAGCGCGGGGGGGCCCAGGGCUCGCCGAGGCAGCGCAGCACAGCAGCUGGCUGAGGCUUGCACACGGCCCCUCCAGCGUAGGGCAGAUGCCCCGGACGUGACUGGUCUUACUUAGAGUGUGUACUCUGCUGCGUUACUGACCGGGUUCAGGGUACUUAAAGGAAAGGGAAGGGAAAUAAAAUGUAUGCGC
This is a messenger RNA of Lepus europaeus (European hare), 883 nucleotides long. It is a transcript of the gene MRAP, whose product is annotated as melanocortin 2 receptor accessory protein. The transcript is spliced from 3 exons. Lineage: Eukaryota; Metazoa; Chordata; Mammalia; Lagomorpha; Leporidae. Gene Ontology annotation, cellular component: endoplasmic reticulum; plasma membrane. Gene Ontology annotation, biological process: regulation of adenylate cyclase-activating G protein-coupled receptor signaling pathway; protein localization to plasma membrane. The record is from RefSeq and is a predicted model, not a curated record. Bases 124 to 543 code for a protein of 139 amino acids. Gene Ontology annotation, molecular function: signaling receptor regulator activity; corticotropin hormone receptor binding; type 3 melanocortin receptor binding.